Messenger RNA from Aureobasidium pullulans EXF-150, 2222 nucleotides. RefSeq names its product tannase-domain-containing protein. Bases 288 to 2222 code for a protein of 644 amino acids. NCBI's taxonomy places the organism in Eukaryota, Fungi, Ascomycota, Dothideomycetes, Dothideales, Saccotheciaceae. The record is from RefSeq and is a predicted model, not a curated record. The transcript is spliced from 2 exons.
CAACAACACAGACUUCAGCGAGCAUGGAUCUUUCACGGAAAUUUGAAAGAGAAAGUUGCUAUUUUCUUCGAAGGAUGUGCCGCGUAUCCUGGUCGCAGAUCAAUAUCGAUUACAGAUGGAGUACAUAGGUAGGUGCUUUGCGUCUCCUUGUUGUGAGUUGCUCUUUCCCUUCUACAGCUCUUCUCUUCUCUUGUCUAGCCUGGUCGUUCGUUUGUACAGGUAGUCAAUCGUCGUUUCCUAUUCCUUACCAAGUCAUUCGUUACUUCCCUUGAGGGCUUAUAUCCGCCAUGGUUCACUUCAUCUCCAUUGGCCAGCUUAUCAACAGCAUCUUCCAUAUCUCAGGGAAGGGUAAUGCUGGAAGUGCCGCAGCUGCAGCCUCGACAGUCCAAGCAGCAGCCAGCUCUAGUGCCAUUGCUUCUUCUAGCUCUAGUGCCAUUGCUUCGUUCAUAUCGACAUCCACUGCUUCCGCCAUCUCGACAUCCAUCGUUUCCUCUCUCUCUACAUCGAUCGCUACCUCAAGCUCUGCAUCAGUCGCCGCCUCUAGCUCUGCAUCAGUCGCCGCCUCUAGCUCUGCAUCAGUCGCUGCCGCUACAUCCACAUCUGCUGUCGCUGCUAAUUCAACUUCUGCCGCGCAAGCAGUUUCUGGCUGCGACGCCUUGAUUCAAGCCCUGACUUUCCCCGAUCAGCAAGUCACUGUUAUCAGCUGUGAGGAUAUCACUUCUGGCACCGCUCUCACACUUCCCACUGGUCCUUCAAACUGCAAUGGCGGCUCAGUUCGAACCGACCUCCGUAGAGUCACCCUGAACAUUGUUACUUCUUAUGCAUCUUCCAACUACGUCGAGGUCUGGCUACCCACCCAACAGGAUGCCUGGAAUGGAAGAUUCAUGGCUACUGACAACAAGGGUCUCUCUGGCUGCCCUUCCUACGACGACAUGAUCUACACUUCAAGCUUAGGAUUUUCUGUGGUCGGUGAUAACGGCGGCCACAACAACACCGAAUACCUCGGUAUGGACGCUCAGCAAUUUUUGAACAACAAUGAGGUCGUUAUCGAUUGGUCGUACAGAGCCCGCCACGCUGCUGUUGUGGCAGGUAAGCAGGUCAUCAAGACCAACUACGGACAAGCCGCUAGCUAUAACUACAUGCUCGGAUGCUCAAACGGUGGCCGCCAGGCUCUUCAAUCUGCCCAAAUGUUCCCUGAUGACUUCGAUGGUAUCAUUUCUGGUUCUUCCACUAACGACUUCAACCACCACAUGGACUGGUCAGGCAGAAUGUAUGUUCUCACCGGCGCUGACUCUAGCGACUCCAAGUUCUUGAGUUACGACGACUGGGUCAUUGUUCACGACGAAGUUCUUGCCCAGUGCGAUGAGCCCCUUGAUGGUGUUGCCGAUGGAAUUAUUGAAGACUCGACCAUCUGCGAUUUCAACGCCACUAAGUUGACUUGCACUGAUGGUCAGACCGAUGGCUGCCUGACUUACGAGCAAACUUCCACAGUCUGGAAUGUCUUCUCUCAGCUCUACGAUCAAGAUGGAAACCUGCUCUAUCCUCGUCUCGCUCCUGGUGCAGAGCUGUAUGCUUCGACUAAUGGUGUCUUGCACGGUGUCCAAGGCCACGUUACUGACUGGUUUGGCGAUGGCUUCAACAACACAAGCUUCGAUCCUUCGACUCUUUCUCAGACCGAGUACACUCUGGCUGAUGACGAUGAUGAGCUCCACGGCAAAGUCUCAUCCUUCAACAGCGAUCUCAGCGCCUUCCAAGCCGCUGGAAAGAAGUUGAUCAUGUACCACGGUCUCAUGGACCCUGCCGUCUCUGCUGAAGCAUCCCAACGCUACUAUCUCAAUGUCGCCCGCGACAUGGACCUCGACCACACCGGCCUCGACGAGUUCCUCCGCUUCUUCCGCAUCAGUGGCAUGUACCACUGUACUGGUGGCAUUGGCGCCUGGGCUUUCGGUCAGAACAUCAACGCACAGAAUGGUACCGGCAAUGUUAUCACCGAUAUCAUGAAUUGGGUCGAGAACGGCGAGGCACCAGACACCAUGACUGGAACCAAGUUCGUCAACGAUGAUCCUACUCAGGGCGUACAGAUGGAGAGAAAUCACUGCAGAUUUCCUUACCGCACUACAUACAGUGGCUCUGGAGACAGCACUGAUGCUGAUAACUGGAGCUGUGAGCUGAUCAAUGACUGGCAGGAGUGUGGCGUGUACAAUGUCCCCAGACUCUGUUGA